AUGGCAGGUCUUACACUCUUGGUGCUUGUCCUUGUGGCUGCUUGCAGUGCUUCCACUAUUCCCCACUCUGCGGUGCAUCCGCGGGACUUGAAGGCGGAGAGCAGGAGCAUUGAAGGUCGCAUUACCAAUGGAGUUUUGGCGACUGAAGGACAGAUUCCCUACAUCGUGGGAGUGAGCCUGAACAGCAACGGCCGCUGGUGGUGGUGCGGUGGCUCAAUUAUCGGACACACUUGGGUGCUCACUGCCGGACACUGCAUUGAUGGUGCCGAUGAGGCUUCCCUGUACUAUGGUGCCAUCAACUACAACGAGCCCGCCUUCCGUCACACUGUGGGCAAGGAGAACUUGAUUAUGUAUCCCGAAUACCAUGGUCUGGACGCUGAUUUGGCUUUGAUCAAGACUCCCCAUGUGGAUUUCUACAGCCUGGUUGACAAGAUUGAGCUACCCAGUUUGGAGGAUCGCUACAACUCCUAUGAUAACAAUUGGGCCAUCGCCUCUGGCUGGGGUGCCAUCUACGAUGGAAGCAAUGUGGUUGAGGAUCUGCGAGUGGUGGAUGUCCGCGUGAUCUCCGUGGCAGAGUGCCAGGCCUACUACGGAACUGAGACGGCUUCUGAGAACACCAUUUGCGUGGAUACUCCUAAUGGCAAGGCCACCUGCCAGGGAGAUUCCGGUGGGCCACUUGUCUCCCAGGAGGGCAACAAGCUGAUCGGAGUUACCUCUUUUGUCUCCAGUUAUGGCUGCCAGGUGGGAGCACCUGCUGGAUUUACCCGUGUAACCAAGUACUUGGAAUGGAUCAAGGAGGAGACCGGCAUUUAUUAUUAAAAUAUGUAUAAUCCAAUAUUUUUCUGAACUAAAAUAAAACAAAGAUAUAUAUUUGUGAAGAAUUAA
Molecule: messenger RNA, 885 nt
Organism: Drosophila kikkawai
Lineage: Eukaryota; Metazoa; Arthropoda; Insecta; Diptera; Drosophilidae
Gene: Jon99Ci
Product: Jonah 99Ci
Biological process (GO): proteolysis
Molecular function (GO): serine-type endopeptidase activity
Source: RefSeq, a predicted model, not a curated record